Molecule: messenger RNA, 3749 nt
Organism: Etheostoma spectabile (orangethroat darter)
Lineage: Eukaryota; Metazoa; Chordata; Actinopteri; Perciformes; Percidae
Gene: zbbx
Product: zinc finger, B-box domain containing
Exons: 21
Coding region: 252-3728 (1158 amino acids)
Molecular function (GO): zinc ion binding
Source: RefSeq, a predicted model, not a curated record
GCUUUGGUUGCCAUAGUAACGGGAGCCCAACACAAACACCCUGAGCUGUGAUCACAGAGACCGGAGUGCAUGAAUUACAAAUCGUGAAUUUUUGUUUUGUUAGUUCUAAUUUAAUGACUUUAAAGUGAAAAUAUUGAGCUUUCACAAGCUGGUAAACCAAGAAGAGUCACGGAGAGCGUAAGAAGAGACUAUUUGUAAAAAGCACAGUGGAAGACGCAGGAGGAAUACCUGAGAACUCAGAAAGAAGAGACAUGAAUUUAAAUGACUUUGUGGUGCUUCCUAACAACAAGGCCAAAUCCAUCAAGCUCAAUGCCAGGAACCUGCAAGAACUGCACUUGGAGACGGUGACUCUAGCCCAGGAGAGCAAAGAGAUGGAGGACAAACUGCAACAGCUAAAAGAAAGCAUGAGUAAAGAGAAGGAGGAAAGAGGGCAUUGUGGAGGGUUUAGAUGGAAGUCUGGACAAUGUGGUUCUUUAAACAGCAUUGCUCUCACAAACGGCGCCAAGAAGAACAAGGAGAACCGAUUCCAAAAGCUGUCAGCAGGCAAGGUGAAAAUACGAGUGCUGAAGGAUGAGCCACUGUCAGCCCCACCUCAGCCACCGCCUCCUCCUCCACCUGAUAGUAGUCUUUGGACGACAAGAAAAAACAGGCUGAGGGGAACAUACUGUGGACAGUGUGAAGUCAAGACUGCAGGACUAAUGUGUGCUGAAUGCACAGAGGACUACUGCGUUGGCUGCUUUACCAAAUUCCACCAGAAGGGAGCACUGAAGCUCCAUAGAAUGAUCCCUAUUCAGAAAGAUUUACAGACCCAUGUGAGCACUCGAGAUGUGGUCAGCUGCUUCCAGAAACAGAUUAACCCUAGCUCCUAUCCCAGGACCUUUAUUAAUCCUAAUCCCAGUCCCAAUUCUUAUGCAAUUGCUAGAAGAGGAGAUCAGAGCCCAGAAAAAGGAACAGAGGCUGUGGCAAAACCUAUGCAAUUGCACCCUAAUUUAAGCCAGGUGUUGGCUGUAAACCAUAGAGACGAGGAAAAUGUUGAAAUGAUUGAAGAGAGUCAGGAUGAGAGGGGAUUUCCCACCUCUCUUUUUAGAGGAGAGUACAAUGAGGAGGAGUCUGCAAGAUCUUUCCAGGAAGCUGUGAAACAGUGGAGAGGAGAGAAGUGUGAUGAACCCACCAGUGAGGAUGCAAUGUGGACACCUAUCCGACCAGUAUCAGUGUCAGUUAUGGCAACCCAGGCUGACCUCGCUCCAGACAGAGGAGAUGAAGGACGAGGACGAGCAGGGGGAGAAGGGAGGGUACCUGUCAGGGUGGAGUUCACAGAAAACAGCCUCACCUACAUGGAUAGAUUGCUUCUCAAGAAGCACCGCAGAACACCAAUCGAAACGUCUCGUCCAUCGUUGUCCUUCAGUACAGAUUUAAAAUCACUACCUAGCACAAACACUGGGGAGAACACUGCAAGCAGCCUAACAGCUCAGGAGGAGGAUUUUCGGCGCUACUGUGCAUCAUUGUUUGCUGUCCCUGUCAGCAGGGGCAGGACUGAGCCUCAGAUUACUUCACCUGAACCGUGCCUCGUCAUAGAAGUCCUGGAUGAUACAGACACAGAUGGGUUUUUUGUUGCUGAACAGAGGACAGACAACAACAGAAAGGUUCCCUCUGUUCAGCAGGUCCUCAGUAAGCUAACACUUGUGCCCCAAGUGGGCUUAAUCAGCGGUGGGUCCUCAAGAGUCAGCUACUCUUCUCAGCUCAGUUCAGCACAACCAUCCAGGCAGUCUCGAGCACCAGCACAACCCAAAGCAGCUCAAAAGCUCCAUCUAUCUGUGCCUCAGACUUCACAAGCAGAAUACUCUAUGAAAUCAUCAUCCACUAAAAGUAAGCCAUCUGCAUGCACCACUGCUGAGAUUUCAAGGACUUCACAAACAUCAAUCAAGACACCAACCUCAAUGUCACAAAAGCCCAAUUACCCUCCCAUUGUCCAAAAAUCAAAGCCCGACUGUGGAUCAAUAACAUUUUUGUCCCCCCCCUCCCUAGCGCAUUCCCAAACUGAGAUCCUUGUCCCGUAUCCACCUGAUGUUUCUCAUUUGGCUAGUACCAGACCUCCGACUCCAGAAGAGCAUUUCUCCCCUUCUCCAUCCAUAUCCCUUAGGUCUACGUUCACAGUCUCACCAUCAAGCUCCACUGAGUCAACCUUAUUGCCCAAUGUUUUCCAAUCAACCCCAUUACAAAAAGGCUCAGACUCAUCUCUAUUACCAGAACAACCCCAGUCUCCCCAGUUAUUCCAAGAACCAAUCUCAUCACUGAAGCCUUCCCAAUCGCCCCCAAGCAAUCUGGAGUCCCCAAGGCAAUCCAAACAUUCCUGCUGUGACACAGAGUCUCUCCUAUCAGAGAAGCAUAUCCAGCUGCUUCCGUCACCUGUAUGUUUCAGUCCAAACCCACCACCAACACCAUUGGAACCAAGUCCACCUGUAGAAAUCCGAUCCAGUUUAUUUCUAUUUAACAAGUCCCCACCAGAUGCUUAUUCUAGUCAGUGGUCAACUCUAAAAACAGAGAAUUCUCCAAUUUGUAUGGCCUCUACCCCCAUCUCUGGACAACAUGAAUCAACUCAGCAUAUGCAGUGUAUCCCUUCACUUCCAUCACAUUUCUUAGAUGUCAUCAAGUAUCCCCCUUUAGCUGUGAAAAUGGAAGCGAACGAGGAGCUAUCCACGGACAGUAGUGAUGAAAUGUCCAGUGAUAGCCUGGGUCUGGCUCCACAUGAGGAAGACUCGUCAGAUGAAGAAGCACAGAUGCACGGACGUUUUACGGGAGGGAGAUCCAGAGAAGAGGAGCAAGGGAAUCCUGCCAUAUCUCAUACAGAAGAUCCCUUUGUUCCUGCAGAUGCAUACAGAGAAAAGGAUUUGCAGACUGAUGAGCAAGAACAGCUGUCAGAACCAUCUAUGGUGAUGAGUUCUGGGUCUAGAUCAGAACAGUUUUGUGAUCUGGAGGGGUUCCCCUCUCUGGGUUUGGACAUAAAUUCUGGUCACACCGAAACACCAAAGCACACACACUGUGACCUGCUGGACACCUGCCAAACUUCACAGCAGGAUUCAGGCCCAACAGAAUUAGAGGGUUAUAGGCCAGGCAGCACCCUUACUACCGACACUGAGGAACACCGGGUUUUCAGAGGGAUGGACAACCACCUGCAGCUAACUGGAAGUCAAUUUCACUCAACCAGACCCUUCAAGAGAGGAGAAAUUUCAGCAAAUAAACUAGGAACAUCUGGGUCAGGGUCUAGCCUGUCUGGCAAGUCCACACCAACUGUGUCUCACCGUCCAAAAACAAACCCAAGCCCUCUCACUUCACCUAUCUCUCCCUCCCUCUCUCAUUUCUCCUCUCCUCCCCUCUCUGCCUGCCUGUCCCGUCCUACACUGGGCUCAAAAUUUGGUCCAGAGUUUCGUCCCUUUUCCCGGGCAGCCCAGGAGAUCAUGGAGAUUUGCAGUGUGGACCAGACCGGCUGUGAGGACCCUGACCUGGACACUGACACGACUGCACACACUCUCAACAGUCUGGAGGAGGAACUAAGACUCAUGGCCAACGAAACAGGGAAGCAGGCUUCAGUAUUUGGUACAGGAAACAGUGGAAGUCAAGAUCAGCAUGGAAGUCAUCGUUUCACACAGGGAAGAACCAGCGAGGAACAAAAGGAUGAGGAGGAGGCGGCUGCACAGGGAGACCGGCAGAGUGUCCUCUCUCUACCCUGAGAUAGUCGCACGCAUGCACAU